Molecule: messenger RNA, 923 nt
Organism: Styela clava
Lineage: Eukaryota; Metazoa; Chordata; Ascidiacea; Stolidobranchia; Styelidae
Source: RefSeq, a predicted model, not a curated record
AUAUAUCUGGGAAAAGAAUUUGAAGAAGGUUGUAGAACAUAACAUGGAAGCAGAUAAUGGAAUCCAUACCUUCAGACUUGGAAUGAAUCAAUUCGCCGAUAUGGACGAAGACGAAUGGCGGAGCCUUGUUCUCAGUCACGUGACUAGACCAGCCAAUCAGAUGAGUUACUGCAACAUGACGUAUGAAAUGAGCGAUCCAAGAGCUGAUGAUACCGUUGAUUGGAGAACCAAAGGCUACGUCACACCCGUCAAGAACCAAUUGAAAUGCGGCUCUUGCUGGGCGUUCAGUACUACUGGGUCAGUCGAAGGCCAGCACUUCAAGAAGACUGGAAAGCUUGUCUCUCUCAGCGAACAGAACUUGAUGGACUGCAGCACCCCAGAAGGUGACCACAGCUGCCAUGGUGGACUUAUGGACUUCGGCUUCAAAUACAUCGUCAUGAACGGUGGCAUUGAUACCGAAGAGUCCUACCCUUAUAUGGCCAAGGACGAAGCGAUGUGCAAAUUCAACAAAAUGAACAUCGGUGCCACCAUUACUGGAUGUGUCGACAUUGCUCACGGUGACGAGAUGUCUUUGAAGAGCGCAGUAAUGCGAGUCGGACCAAUUUCUGUCGCCAUUGAUGCUGGACACUCUUCGUUCCAGUUAUAUAAAUCUGGCGUUUACACCAGCAUGGAAUGCAGCUCAACCAAGCUUGAUCACGGUGUAUUGGCAGUUGGUUACGGUACUGAGAUGGGAAAAGACUACUGGCUGGUUAAGAACAGCUGGGGUGAAAUGUGGGGAAUGGAUGGCUACAUCAUGAUGGCGCGUAACUCCAACAACAUGUGCGGAAUUGCUACCCAAGCCAGCUAUCCGACUGUCUAGAAUGGACAAAAGAUGGCGGCGGGUUGACUCAAAUUGGACAUUUAAGGGCUUUUCUUAAUUCUUC